UUCCUUCUCCUAGCAGAGAGAGGAAAUACUCUUUCCUUUUCUCUCUCUAAAAAGUUCAUCCCUUUAUAUAUAUAAAUCUAUCUCUAUAUUCACAUUCUGUAUAAUUACACCUUAUUGUAUCAGUUUUGGGUAUUUUUGUUUUUGGGUUGGAGGAUUUGAGAUUUUUGUUUGAAAGAGGUGUUCGAAUUAAUCGGACGGUGGAGAAUUAAUUGAGGUAUGCAGGCUGAUCAGACGGUGAUAAGUUUGAGACCAGGUGGUGGUGGUAACAGAAGCAGAGUGCUUGUGGGCCAUUCAUCUACUAAUUCUGAUCUCCCUUUGCUUCGUCCACAUGGCGGCGGUUCUUCAUCUCUUCCCUAUUUCAAGACUGGAGACUCUCGUUUUGAGGGCCAUGAACGCGUUAGGUAUACUCGAGAUCAGCUGCUGCAACUGAGGGAGGUGGUCGACAUUUCGGAUGAUAUUCUUAGAGUCAAACAAGAAGUUGAAUCUGAUCUGUUUGGUGAAGAUGCCAGUCGAGGUCGUGCAGACACUAAUGUGCAGGUCCAGUCUCAGACUCGUUAUUCUGAGCCAGACAGUCGUGAUUGGCGUAGCAAGUCAUCACAAUUUGCUGCCCCCGUGGAUGACAGAUCAUGGGACGCGCUCCGAGAAAACAGAGAGUUUGGUGGCCGGCAGGAACAACUUAGCUCACAGUUUGCAAGAGCUCAAAUUUCUCCCAACCGAGGGGGAGGACCUGCUCCUACACUAACCAAAGCUGAGCUGCCAUGGUCAGCUCGAAGAGGCAAUCUCUCUGACAAAGAUCGCGUUUUGAAGACUGUGAAGGGUAUACUCAACAAGCUGACUCCAGAGAAGUUUGAUCUCCUCAAAGGUCAAUUGAUAGAUUCAGGGAUAACAAGUGCAGACAUUCUAAAGGGUGUUAUUUCCUUGAUAUUUGACAAGGCUGUAUUGGAACCUACAUUUUGCCCGAUGUAUGCCCAGCUGUGUUCUGAUCUCAAUGAAAAGCUUCCUCCAUUUCCUUCUGAUGAGCCUGGUGGCAAAGAGAUUACAUUCAAGCGUGUUCUAUUGAAUAAUUGUCAGGAGGCAUUUGAAGGUGCUGCCAAUCUGCGAGAAGAGGCGAGGCAAAUGACAGCCCCGGAGCAGGAGUCAGAACGCAAGGACAAAGAAAGGUUGAUAAAAUUGCGGACUCUUGGCAAUAUACGGCUUAUCGGAGAGCUUUUGAAGCAAAAGAUGGUCCCUGAAAAGAUUGUUCAUCACAUCGUUCAGGAACUAUUAGGACAAGAUCCCAAAAGUUGUCCGGAAGAAGAGAAUGUUGAAGCCAUUUGCCAGUUCUUCAACACCAUUGGCAAACAGCUUGAUGAGAACCAAAAGUCAAGGCGCAUCAACGAUGUGUACUUUAACCGGUUGAAGGAACUAUCUACAAACCCUCAGUUGGUUCCACGUUUAAGGUUUAUGGUUCGUGAUGUGCUGGAUUUGCGUUCCAAUAACUGGGUCCCAAGGCGGGAAGAGGUGAAAGCGAAAACCAUCACCGAGAUUCAUACAGAAGCGGAGAAGACCUUGGGGUUGCGUCCUGGUGCCACUGCAAGCAUGAGAAAUUCUCGUGGUCCUCCGAGUCCUCAAGGCAGCUUGAGUCCUGGCGGCUAUCCUAUGAAUCGGCCAGGGACUGGUGGUAUGAUGCCUGGAAUGCCGGGAGCUAGGAAGAUUCCGGGUAUGCCUGGGAUGGAUAAUGACAACUGGGAGGUUCCUAGAUCCCGGUCGAUGCCGAGAGGUAAUGGACCAAUGGUGCAGCCUGGUGGACGUGGUCCGCCACCACUGGUCGGCAAGUCGCCCUCAUUGAACCCAAGGCUUCUGCCUCAGGGUAGUGGUGGCUUCGUGAGUGGUAGGCCUAGUGCCCUCUUGCAAGGUAGCGGUGCACCUCCUGCUCGCCCAUUGGGCUAUGGUUUUGGCACGGAGCCUGCAUCACAGGUUCCUGGACCAGUUAGACCUACAGCAACUGUUUCUCCAGUUGCCGAAAAGGCACCCCAGGCUCCUGCGGCAAGGUCGAAUCCUGAUGAACUAAAGAGAAAAACAGUAUCUCUUCUGGAGGAAUAUUUUAGUGUUCGGCUUCUUGAUGAAGCUUUGCAGUGUGUUGAGGAACUCAAAUCCCCAGCCUACCAUCCUGAGGUUGUCAAAGAAGCCAUAUCAAUUGGUCUAGACAAAAGCCCGCCACGUGUUGAACCAGUUUCACAGCUUCUUGAAUAUUUGUUUGUUAAGAAGGUUUUUACCGCUGGGGACUUGGGCACCGGAUUGUUAAACUUUGCCUCUCUGCUGGAUGACCUUGCCAUGGAUUUACCAAAAGCACCGGCCAAUUUUGGGGAGAUAAUUGCUAGACUAGUUUUGGCGGGAGCAUUGGACUUCAAGGUGGUCAAUGAGAUCCUGAAGAAGGUAACCGAUGAUCUCUACCAGAAAGAUGUAUUUACAGCUACAAUGGGAGCUAUUAGCUCUAGUCCUACAGGCCAAGCCGUGUUGGAUUCACAAGCACCUGAUGUUGAGGCGUGCAAAACACUUUUCCAAUAAAAGCUCAACUCUUCAUGAAGAGCGAUUUUCUGUAACCUCAGUAGAUGGAAUGUACUCAAACUCACUUUUCAGCCUUUCUUGUUUAUGCCCGGAGUAGAGCCAACUGAAUCGCUGUUUAUCGUUGGAGUUGGUGCAGUCAAGACCAGGUUGAUGUCAAGUGAGUUGUAUAUUUUUCCAAGGUGAAAGUAGUGUGUUCAAAGAAAGAUUUUGCCUUUUGAGAUUGGUUGACUAAAUUCCAUAAUUGCUCUAGGCAAAGAAAGCCCUCAUUUUGUAUUCCAUUAGUUAUUUAUUUAUUUUUCCCUUUUGACUAGUUAAAUUUUAAGUUUUGUCAAACUUGUGAGUUCAUACUGCAAUCUGCAACUGCCUAAGCCUUUAUAUACCAUUUUUGAAGGAAGAUUUGAAAUCAUAA
Molecule: messenger RNA, 2956 nt
Organism: Nicotiana attenuata
Lineage: Eukaryota; Viridiplantae; Streptophyta; Magnoliopsida; Solanales; Solanaceae
Product: eukaryotic translation initiation factor
Exons: 9
Coding region: 217-2547 (776 amino acids)
Cellular component (GO): eukaryotic translation initiation factor 4F complex
Molecular function (GO): translation initiation factor activity; protein binding; mRNA binding
Source: RefSeq, a predicted model, not a curated record